AAUACAGCUUGUAAAGCAGAAAGAUGACCCUUGUAAACAUUUUAUAUUGACUGCAAUGGAAGAAACUGAAGAUAUGUUGCAAGACAUUUCAUUGAUGCAACCUGAUAUGAUUUAUCUCAUGGAGAAGCAGCCACAUGACCGAGAGUCUCAAGAAUACAAUAAAUGGACAGUUGAUGUAAUGAGAGCUGCACUUUUGAAGGUGGAUGACUAUGAUGUGUCCAGAGAUAUAAGUAGUUGUGCAAAAUACUUGAAUACUUACAACUCGGCCCUAGAGGUAAACACACUUUUACUUUCGAGAGAUGUCAUUAAAUAUUUGGCUGAAAAACACAGACUUGAAGGGGAAAACAAAGAAACACUAACUGAGAUGGAAAGGGAGCUAUUCAAAAAUCUACAAAAUUUGCAGAAAACAAUAAACGUUAAAGGGAAAAACACAGAUAAUCCAAAUAUGCGGAUUUUGAGCGACACCUUACGUAAGAUGAUGAUAGAAAAAGGAGACGAUUCAAGGGCCAUGGUUUUUGUGAAGACAAGAGCUACUUGCAGAUCUCUUGCGGAAUUUUUGGACAGGGAUCUCCAGAGUAGUGGAGUAAAAGCGAGUCCAUUAUAUGGAAAGGAAAAUCGUGGUGGAGAUGACGGAAUGACAGAAAGUCAACAAACAGAGAUAUUAGACAAGUUUCGCAGUGGAUUCUUCAAAGUACUAGUAUGCACAUCUGUUGGGAAUGAGGGUAUAGAUGUUCCCGAUUGUAAUAUUGUUCUUAGUUACGAGUAUUCCGGAGAUGAAAUAACAAAAAUACAAAUGAAAGGUCGUUCUCGUAAGAAAAAAGCGACAACAAUCACUAUGGGAAGUGAUAUAGUAGUAGAGCAAGAAAUGAUCAAUACAUACAAAGCUGCAAUGAUGUAUAGGGCCAUGAAUAUUGUAAAACAGUUGGAUCCAAAAUAUAUCAAUAUGAAAGUCAAUGCCUUCCAAAGUGAAGAAACACAUAAAUACAGAUUUAAAGCGGCAGUUGAGAAAUUGAAAAAGGGAAGGAAGUCUGAUGAAGAUUACGAGAUUUUAUGUGGAAGAUGCAACACUUUUGCUUGUUAUGUCUCUGAUGUAUGGCAGCUUGGACAUGAUCAUAUCGUAAUUGAUAAAGAUUUCGCUGACAAGAUUACAAGAAAGGAACACAAGAAACCGAAUACCUAUGACGGACUACACAAUAAAUACAAGAUGUAUUGCAGGAAAUGCCGAAUAGACUGGGGCAACAUUGGACUAAGAGAUGGUUUAGAAUGCAUAAUCCUAAAAAUCAUCAAUUUCAAGUUUAAGAAUUUGCGUACACAUGGUCUGAGUACCUACAACAAAUGGAUCGAUGUACCAUACGCCGUUCCUGAAAUAAGUUUCUCUAAAUUACAAGAAUCCCUACCAGUGGAAGUUCUCAAGAUGGAUAAUGAAUCAAUAAAACUUUAUAAGGAAGCUUUGGAAACCGGAAAAACACGUGCUUAUACCAUUCGAGUUAUGGUAGUAGGGCAUAUGGGUGUUGGUAAAACAACCCUUACUAAAAGACUUUUUGGUGAAAAUGUAGAUGUUUCAUUGGACAAUAAAAGUACGAAUAGCAUUGAUGUUCAUGUGAGAAAAUGCAAAGUCAUAUUAAAAGAUGGCAAUUGGUUAUCUCUGACUGAUGGUGAUUCUGAAAGAAAUCAUAACAGCCAUAUUGUGUCGGAAUUGUUGAAAUGGUCCAGGGAAAAACACAUGAAAAGCAAUGAAGAUACAUUGCAGUCGCAUCAAAAUGAAGCAGAAACGACACAAAACCGGCAAGAAGAACUAUUGUAUACUAGAACUCGCGUCGAUGACGGGAAAAGAGAGGUGAAUGAAACCGUCACAAAUUAUGAGAAUAACGGCACGAGAUCUGAAGAAAAAAGCUUCAGUCCUGAGUGUGACCGGGAAGAGGCCAGGAAUCUUGAGUUCAUGACACUGAUUCAAGAUACAGUAAUAGGAAGUAUGAAUGAGUCAAAUGUGACCGAAGAUACCGCAGACCUGUCUGUCUGGGACUUUGCUGGUCAGCAUAUUUUUUAUGGAACUCAUCAAAUAUUUCUAUCAAGAAGAGCAGUAUAUCUCCUGGUCAUUGACCUGUCUAAGCAUGUUGACAGUGUCGUUGAAGAUGACUGUUUUAUUGGCACGGACGGAAAAAAACAAUAUAAAAUUUCAGAAUUUGUAAAGUUUUGGCUGAACUCAAUACAUACAUACUGUCCAUCGAGUACUUCUAAAGAACCACCUGUCAUUUUGGUUGGUACAUUUGCCGAUAAACUGGGCAAGGAAAGGGAAAAGCAUGCAGACAAAAUUUUUUCUGACUUGAGAGAAAUGCUUACGGAUUUUGAAGAAUUAUAUGAGCACUUGACGCCAGGGGACAUUCCAAUAGAUAACUCAAUUAAAGACCGAAAAUGUUGAAGUGCUUAAAAAGAGGAUUGUGGA
Molecule: messenger RNA, 2443 nt
Organism: Ruditapes philippinarum (Manila clam)
Lineage: Eukaryota; Metazoa; Mollusca; Bivalvia; Venerida; Veneridae
Product: antiviral innate immune response receptor RIG-I-like
Exons: 12
Coding region: 56-2419 (787 amino acids)
Cellular component (GO): cytoplasm
Source: RefSeq, a predicted model, not a curated record